UGUAUGCCUCCAAGUGCCGUAUCGUUGCAGAUAGCUCGCGGGUAGCGACCUGUCUCUUCCACUCGUUAUUCCGUCAAUCGAGAAAUAUUUCCGAGUACCCCCUGAUGACUAACCAAACCGUGGAAACUAACCAGUGGCCAAGUUUUAUUUGCUGUGAUAAGAUAUCGAUGGAUUGAUACGAGCGCAGUCCUGUAUUGACUCCCGAUAUCGCGCUGUUUGUUUACGAGCUUAUUACAAACGGAACGGGCUAAAUCUAGUGAGUUCUGUGGUAGCCAGUGUGAGGUGUGGUCGUGAUACGUAACCGGCAAUAUGGAUAAGGAUUCAGAAAGGCAGAAGUUGUUGGAGGAACGAACUAGUGAAUCGAGUGAUGGUCAUAGUGUGAAGGACUCUUCGUUUGAUACGAUAGUGUUUGACGGGAGGAUAGUGAAGACGUCGACAGUGGCAAGGGACCUGGCCGCGACGUGGUGCGGGCGCCGCUCCCCGCCGGACUCUGGCCACGGCAGGCUCAGGAGGACGCACUCCUGGUCCGGCGGACACCCGGACGAUGUCAGCUCGGAGAUCAGAAUAUUAAGGGAACGCCUAGUGCGAACACAGACCCGCCUGCGGCCAGGCGCGGUGCGGCACUUAACCCGUCACCAGCGGCUGACGCUCGCGUCCCUGGCUCUGGUCGACUUCAUGAGUUUCUGCUCCAUGUCCAUCAUGGCGCCCUUCUUCCCCCGCGAGGCGCAGCUCAAGGGCCUCUCCGACACAACCUGCGGCCUUGUCUUCAGCUUCUACGCCGUCAUUAUGUUUAUCACUUCACCGCUGUUCGGGAAGUUUCUACCAGUAUUUGGCGCUAAGUUCCUGUUUAUUGCCGGCAUGCUAGUUGCUGGCGUCUGCAACGUAUUGUUUGGGACUCUAGCCCUAAUAGAAGACUCGGUAUUAUUCACGGUGCUAUGUUUCGUCGUGCGAGGUCUGGAGGCACUAGGCGCAAGCGCAUACUCGACAGCGAGCUACGUGUUCGUGGUGAACGCCUUCCCAGACAGCAUCGGCUCGGUGCUGGGCAUCCUGGAGACCUUCGUGGGACUCGGCAUGUCUGUGGGACCCGCCAUCGGGGGGCUCUUGUACUCGAUCGGGGGCUUCGGUCUACCGUUUUACAGCCUUGGAAUCGUGAUGGUAUUGACUGUUCCAAUUAAUUUCUUCUUGUUAACAGACUGUGAAGAGUACGUUUCUGGAUCAAAAACGGCUUCUAUUCUACGGCUGUUCAAAAUCCCAUCAAUAAUAAUCACUGGGCUAGUAAUCGUGAUCGUGUCCAACACAUGGGCAUUCCUGGACCCCACACUGGAGCCCCAUUUGAGACAAUUUGGGCUGUCAACGAAGCAAAUAGGACUGAUUUUUCUGCUGUUUUCAAGUUUGUACGGAAUCUUUAGCCCGAUUUGGGGAUGGGUUGCAGACAGAGUACACAAUCACUGGUGCAUGAUGGUAUGGGGACUGUUCCUGUCGACUAUCGGACUACUGCUACUGGGUCCUUGUCCGUUCAUACCCGGACUGCCUAAAGACCUCUGGCUGGAUUUGGUGGCGCUGUCAAUACUGGGAAUGUCGGUUGCCCUCACUCUUCUCCCCACAUUUCAGGGAGUCCUUACUAGUUCUAUCUACGAAGGCGGAUGCCCCGAGGCGCUGGCGACGUACAGCGCGGUGGCGGGUGUGUGGUCGUGCUGCUACUCGCUGGGCGAGGUGCUGGGGCCGGCGCUCGGCGGCGCGCUCGCGCAACGGUACGGGUUCCCGCUCUGCGCGACGCUCUGUGCUGCUGCUUGCUUCACUAUGGCAGUGGUGACGCUAACAUUCUUCUCCCUCCGCGAGUCAGAGAAAUGGGCAGAGUCUAUGGGCAGCGAGUCCAUCCCGUACACGGACACCACGUGGACUAGCGACCGCUUCCUGCGCGAGCGCAGCGCUCCUACUUCCCGCGGAGAACGAUCCCCGCUACUGACGCCCUGCUCCUGCGAUAGUAAGACUGUAACAAACUUCUUGUACGGAACAAGUGCGACACCUUCAAGAAAGAUAUGUGUGGCUCACAAAAACCGUAAAAGCGGCUGGGCGAGCGUCUCCGACUCUCUGGCAUACUUCUUGAAAUUCCAAUACCUUAGCGAAGCAUACGCUAGAGUACGGAGACCUCAUAACCGAAGGACAUCCAAUCAGAAUACUGAUUUGUAUCAAAACUACCUCAAUGAUGAUAAGACUGAGAAACAUGACUCAAAUACCAAAGAAAGUGCGACGCAAAACACAGAUGUGUUUAACAAUAAUACAUUGCAGAAGAGUAGUGAAGAUAGUUACUGUGCGUACUUAGAGAAUGCGAUAUUCGGGAGUCCGGUAGGCAUGGAGAAUAAUAUGGAGAAUGUGGUGGUGAAGCGGCACAACAGCGGGCUGGUGUCGCGGUUGGACUGCGAGGACAGCGGCCGGCCCACGGACGACAUCAUACGACACAACCUCGAGAAGGUGCAGUUUUACGAACAAGCAUGCGACUCGCUGGAACAAGAUAUUUUCGAUGGGUGUGAAUGCAGAGACGAGGUUACCUUCGUUCGAGGUACAGUCACUGUCUCGUCAACAGGCGCAUGCGAAGUGUAAAACAAACUGAAUUUUAUUUUUUAAACAAUGAUAUUAAGAAUUAUCUAUAUUAACUUGUGAUAGCUUAGAUUAUUAAUUAGGUACAGAUUUUUUAUCAUUUCAAACAUUCUCAAAACUCGCAAUAAC
This is a messenger RNA of Pectinophora gossypiella (pink bollworm), 2727 nucleotides long. RefSeq names its product MFS-type transporter SLC18B1-like. The coding region runs from base 310 to 2601 and encodes 763 amino acids. Gene Ontology annotation, molecular function: transmembrane transporter activity. The record is from RefSeq and is a predicted model, not a curated record. Gene Ontology annotation, biological process: transmembrane transport. Lineage: Eukaryota; Metazoa; Arthropoda; Insecta; Lepidoptera; Gelechiidae. The transcript is spliced from 12 exons.